Leptosia nina is the source of this 2667-nucleotide messenger RNA. Lineage: Eukaryota; Metazoa; Arthropoda; Insecta; Lepidoptera; Pieridae. The record is from the annotation of a GenBank genome assembly.
AUGGAUCAACAUAAGUAUUUGAAGCCGGUGGAAGCGUAUUUAGGCGUGCCUUAUGCGACACCACCGACAGGAUCUAACAGAUUUGCACCAACACGUGCGCCAGCGCCGUGGGAUGACGUCAAAACUGUGGACCAGAUGGGUCCUGUGUGUCCCCAACGGUUGCCAGACAUCGCAAACGAGAGCCUCGCCUUGGAGAGAAUGCCCAAGGGUCGGCUAGAGUACUUGAGAAGGUUACUGCCUCGGCUUAAGAACCAAAGCGAAGAUUGUCUCUACAUGAAUAUUUAUACGCCCGUGCAAGUGGGACCGACGCUCCUGGCAAAGUAUCCAGUGGUAAUUUUCAUUCACGGAGAAUCCUUUGAGUGGAAUUCUGGUAACGUAUAUGAUGGCUCCGUACUGGCGAGCUACGCCGGCCUCGUGGUAAUAACGAUCAACUACAGGCUGGGUAUAUUAGGUUUUCUAAACGCAAAUCCCAUACCUCAUGUUAAAGCGAGAGUAGCCAACUACGGACUAAUGGAUCAAAUAGCUGCUUUACAUUGGGUACAGCAAAAUAUCGCCCUGUUCGGGGGUGACCCUAGUAACGUCACUAUGCUGGGUCAUGGAUCUGGUGCAGCAUGUAUUAACUUUCUCAUGAUCUCCCCGACAGUAAUGCCAGGUCUUUUCCACCGAGCAAUUCUACUAUCGGGUUCAGCGUUAAGCUCUUGGGCGUUAGUGGAAGAUCCAGUGAACUAUUCCGUCCAAUUAGCAAAACAAUCAAACUGCACUCUUCCCGAGGACAUAGUCAAAGAUCACGAGCUAAUCGUAGAUUGCUUGAGAGAAGUACCUCUUCAAGAGCUGAUGUCUGCAGAGAUGAGUACUCCGAGCUACUUAACAGCUUUCGGACCGUCUGUGGACGGCGUCGUCGUUAAAACGGAUUAUGCAAAGGAGUUACUAACAUUCUUCAUACCGAAUGACCUGCAAGGUUUUACAAGCGUCUCCGGAGUGAAUAAUGCGAAGGCGGACAAACGCAGUGGAGAUAGAAUUUUCGGGAUAAGAGGAGGGCAGAAUAAAUAUGAUCUCCUGUUUGGGGUCGUAACGAGCGAGGCACUUUGGAAAUUUUCAGCUCAGGAUAUUCAGAAUGGUUUCGAGGGCGAAAGACGAGAUAGGAUAGUCCGGACAUACGUAAGAAAUGCAUACACAUAUCACUUAAGCGAGAUUUUCUUUACAAUAGUUAAUGAAUACACGGAUUGGGAAAGAACUGUGCAGCAUCCAAUCAACACACGAGACGCUGCAGUGCUAGCCCUAUCUGACGCUCAGUACGUUGCGCCACUAGUUCAAACAGGUGACUUCCUCAGUGUGGCCAAAAGUUCACCUGAUUCUGGGCCCAAGGCAUUCUUUUACGUAUUUGACUAUCAAACUAAGGAUGGAGAUUAUCCUCAGCGUAUGGGCUCAGUUCACGGCGAAGAAUUGCCGUAUUUGUUUGGAGCACCGUUCGUAGACGGCUUGGGACAUUUUCCCAAAAACUACACGAAGUCUGAAGUGGCAUUGUCUGAGGCUUUCAUCUUGUAUAUCGCUAACUUUGUGAGAACAGGGAAUCCUAAUGAACUUCAGAGACAGGAGUCGGUGCUGCCGAUAUCUCGGGAACGAAAUAAAUACAAGAGUAUCGUUUGGGACGAAUACGAUACUUUACAUCAGAAGUAUUUAGAGAUCGGCAUGAAACCACGCAUGAAAAACCACUACCGUGCUCACCAGUUGUCCGUCUGGCUGCGGUUAAUCCCGGAAAUCCACCGAGCGGGCAUGAAGGACGUCGUCGCGAGACACAACCUGUUCCGCAACCACAACGACCCAGAAAUGUACGACGGAUUAGUGCGAGCCGACCCACUCACCCGUGCCAACUAUUACGACCCUACUCUCGAGCUGUAUCGGAGGUCCUAUAACGUUACCCUCGAUAUACCGACUACCACUAUGGAUACCUACGUCACGACUUGUAUCAGCGUGAUGUCCGCUCGGCCCGGAGCUCCCGUCACUCAAAGUCAACCCAACAAUUCCCAGAUUCAAGACGUUUCCAAUUUGGAAGUGGCCAGCUACACUGCAUACUCGACAGCCCUCAGCGUCACCAUCGCAAUUGGAUGUUCCCUAUUAAUCUUGAACGUUCUGAUUUUUGCUGGCGUCUACUAUCAGCGUGAUAAGACCAGAUUGCAAGUCAAAGCUCUGCAGCAGCAGAAACGCAACCACAACUCGACGUAUGACACUUCAAAGCAUCCGCACUACUUUGUCGGCCAUUCGCAAAGUUCAAGCACGAUCGUGGAUAUAGACCAUCAAGAUAAGAACGCGAUUAUAGCUAUGACGAAUCGGGUGCCCCACUUCCCGAACACGAACUGCCCGAACGUCUGUCACACGGGGAUUCAAAUGUCGAAUUUACAAAAGACCAGCCCGACGAAUCGGGGUCAAUGUACAACGUUGCCGAGGAAAGUGGGGUUCAGCUACCAGAAUCAGAUAUGCAACGCGUCGAGUUGCAUGACUCUGCCAAAGAACGCCACGUUUAUGAGUAGUGGAAACUUACCCGACGUUCAAGCGCAAACGGGACAAUCCCAAACACCGGGGAACGGGUCCAUCCAGCCGUCGUCUCCGCAGCAUUUCUCGCAAAAGUCGAGAGUACCUCAAGCGGCGAUAUCCGAAAUGAACGUAUGA